This is a messenger RNA of Loa loa (African eye worm), 345 nucleotides long. RefSeq lists its product as hypothetical. The coding region runs from base 1 to 345 and encodes 114 amino acids. The record is from RefSeq and is a predicted model, not a curated record. The transcript has 2 exons. NCBI's taxonomy places the organism in Eukaryota, Metazoa, Nematoda, Chromadorea, Rhabditida, Onchocercidae.
AUGGGUGGACAGCUCCGCCUUAUGGUACCGCCUUCGAAAAACCGAAUAAUUGCAACGAACUGUCCGCCGUCAGUUCACCCAAACCGACAGGCACAAUUGAGACGGGAAAUUGCUGCUAUUCGAAUAGGAUGUCGAGGAAUUGGUCCUUGCGCAACUUUUCCUAACUUAUUUUUAUCCUUAUCAUAUAGGUUUGGGGACAUUUUUACCGGAAAAUUUUCCGGGAAUUUCACAAUUUGGAAAAGGCUUAUUUGGGACAUAGAGGCCGCAUUAAAUCCAUGUUGUUUUUGUCUUAUUAAUCCGUGGCAUUUGACGGAAGUAACAAGUAAUGAAGGUGGAAGAGAGUAA